This is a messenger RNA of Micromonas pusilla CCMP1545, 678 nucleotides long. RefSeq lists its product as uncharacterized. The transcript has a single exon. The record is from RefSeq and is a predicted model, not a curated record. NCBI's taxonomy places the organism in Eukaryota, Viridiplantae, Chlorophyta, Mamiellophyceae, Mamiellales, Mamiellaceae. The coding region runs from base 1 to 678 and encodes 225 amino acids.
AUGCCGCGGCCGCCGCGACCGAGGACGCCGCGCCGUCGCCAUCGCGCGCGCGCGAGAGUCAGAACCGGAAGAGAGUGGGACCGAGCGUACCGCGCGCGGACGCGCGCCGCGCGCCGCGGGUUCGCGACGAAGGUCCCGGUGAAAGACGAGCCCCUGCCGACGAUCGAGGAGGAAGAGAUGGAAGUCUUAGAGGACGACGACGACGACGACGACGACGACGACGACGACGAAGUCCUUAAGAAACGGCGUUCACCACGCGAACGCGGUCGUAUGGGGACCAGUCACGACGACGACGACGACGAAGUCGACUCGAAGGAGGCGCACGUCAGCGAAUACCUCGCCGAGGAGCUCGAAGCCGAGGAGGAUAACUUCGCCGUGGGCGGCCUCACCGGCCCCGCGCACCUCGAGAGCAAGGCAGUGGGACUCAGGAGCGAAGCCGACGGCCUGGAGAACACCGCGACGGCGCUCAGGGAAGGGUACGCGCGUCGUCAACGCAUGAAGGUAACGCUACGCGAUGGCGUUCAAGGCCUCUACAAUUUUAAACGUCGAGGCUCACGUAACUCGUUUCACUUGCAGGUGCGCGAGUUGGAAGAGAGGGCGUUGGCGCUGCGGGAGAAAGCGAAGGAGCUGGACGCGCAGGCGCUCGCGCUGCGCGAAAUCGCGAACGGCGGACUGUGA